UUUAAUUUGGGAGAGAGGGAGAUCUUGAAUAUUAUUAUUAUUAUUAUUAUUAUUAUUAAUGGAUAAUUCGAGCAAGAAGGUGGGUGUUAGCCGGAAAGGGAAGAUAGUGACCGUGCUAAGCAUCGACGGCGGGGGCAUAAAGGGAAUCAUUCCGGCAACUCUCCUCGCCUAUCUUGAAUCCAAACUUCAGGAACUGGACGGGCCGAGCGUGAGGAUUGCUGAUUAUUUUGAUGUGGUUGCCGGAACCAGCACCGGAGGUCUUGUAACCGCCAUGCUCACCGUCCCCGGAGCUGAUGGUCGGCCGCUCUAUGAGGCCAAGAAAAUAACCAGCUUCUUUUUAGAAAACUGUCCCAAGAUUUUCCCACAGACCAGCGGGUGGAACCUAUUAGCGAACAUGGGAAAAAUGAUUGGCACGAUGACUGGACCAAGAUAUGACGGCAAGUACUUGAGGCAACUAUUGAAGGAACAAAUCGGGACUCUCACGAUAAAACAAACUGUAACUGACGUCGUCAUCCCAACGUUCGACAUCAAGAAUCUUCAACCCAUCAUCUUCUCCACCGAUGACGCAAAGAUUGAAGUGUCCAAGGAUGCUCUAUUGGUUGACGUGUGCCUAGGGACAUCAGCAGCUCCGACAUAUCUUCCGGCACAUUCUUUUGAGACUAAGUAUGCCGACGGCACAACACGCACAUUUGAUCUUGUUGACGGCGCAAUUGCAGCAAAUAACCCGACACAAAUAGCAGUUACUCACAUAGUAACAGAGAUAUUGCUGGGAAAGUUUGAGUUCUUAGAGAAUAGAGAGAAGGUGGGGAUUAGUAGGAUGCUGGUAUUAUCACUAGGAACAGGGGAAGCAAAGAUGGAACAGAGGUUUAGCGCAGAUCAGGUCUCAAACUGGGGAAUCUUCUCAUGGAUCAUCAACAUGAAAGGCUCCAGUCCUAUCAUCGAUUGCUUUAGUGCCGCCAGCUCCGACAUGGUCGACAUUCAUGUUUCCACUCUUUUCCAAGCCGUUCAUGCUCAGGAUAACUAUCUUCGCAUUCAGGAGGAUUCUUUAACCGGGGACUCUUCGAGUUUGGACGUUGCAACGAGUGAGAACUUGAACAGGCUGGUGGAGAUUGGUGAUGAAUUGCUGAAGAAGAAGGUGUCCAGGGUUAACUUGGAGACUGGCAUUUUUGAGCCAGUAAUUGGGGGAGGAGCAGGCACCAACCAGGAAGCCCUGGACAGCUUUGCGCUGCGUCUUUCUGAUGAAAGAAAAUACCGUCAAGGAAUCCAAGUAUCCAACUCUUCUGAAUCAACGUACAUAUAAUAACUAGUAAUUAAGUCAUGAUCA
Molecule: messenger RNA, 1324 nt
Organism: Impatiens glandulifera
Lineage: Eukaryota; Viridiplantae; Streptophyta; Magnoliopsida; Ericales; Balsaminaceae
Product: patatin-like protein 2
Exons: 6
Coding region: 59-1300 (413 amino acids)
Biological process (GO): lipid metabolic process
Molecular function (GO): glycerophospholipase activity; monoacylglycerol lipase activity
Source: RefSeq, a predicted model, not a curated record